CCGGCGCGCGGGCGUUAGGUGGACGCGGUGGUGUGGGCGCCUGCGACGCGCGUGGUGUGGCCGGGCGCUGGCAUCCGAGCGCGGCUGGCUGGGCGGCGGGAGCCGUCACAGGAAAUAAGUGACCAUGGUGCUCAAUAGUUUGGAUAAGAUGAUUCAACUCCAGAAAAACACUGCUAACAUCAGGAAUAUCUGUGUUUUGGCUCAUGUUGACCAUGGAAAAACUACUCUGGCUGACUGUCUUAUAUCUAGCAAUGGCAUCAUCUCCAGCCGCCUGGCAGGCAAGUUACGGUACAUGGACAGCAGAGAGGAUGAACAGGUCCGAGGGAUCACUAUGAAAUCCAGUGCCAUUUCACUACAUUAUGCAAAAGGUGAGGAGCAGUACCUGAUUAAUCUGAUAGACUCUCCAGGACAUGUGGAUUUCUCCUCAGAAGUAUCGACGGCUGUUCGCAUUUGUGACGGGUGCAUCAUGGUAGUGGACGCUGUGGAAGGGGUCUGUCCGCAGACACAGGCAGUUCUGCGACAAGCCUGGCUCGAAAACAUCCAUCCAGUUUUAGUGAUUAAUAAGAUAGAUCGCUUGAGAGUGGAACUGAAAUUCACCCCACAGGAGGCCUAUUGUCACCUCAAGAAUAUUUUAGAACAGACCCACCUUUUGGAGGAACUGCUCGUCGGGGGCUCGUGAUGCAUGUUGGCACGCAGGCCCUUGGAGGCCCUGUACGUCAGCCUGUGGUCAGGGCUUCCAGUCUCGGAAGGUGGACUGUGUCCACACAAGGAGCUGCAAGACGGUGGCUGAGAGACGCUGCGAGCCGGGGAAGAAACCCUCUUCCUGGUGGCACUGCCUGGGGCCUUCCUGUGAUAGUACGUACCCCUCUCAGGUAUUGCGACCACCCCGAAGCCUUGUGCAAACCGGACCGCAUGGAGCCAACCUUGUCAGGGUCUCAUCCGCAGGGCCAUUCUGAACGUAUGUGGUAUCUUGGGACAUCAGGAGAUUAGCUGCUUUGAUGUGGGUGCAACUUGGUGUUCUUUAGAGAAAAACAUAGUUGAGUGAGUAGGGUGGACAGUGGCCUUCUAACAAGCACUGGGAGCCUGUCCACAGCCUCUUUCUGCCUUGGAGUUUCAGCCCCUCAGACAAGGCUUCCUUGGAUGGGAUUGGGCAGGUGUGUAAAUGCCCUGAAGUUAUGUGGGAAAUGUAAUCAUAUAUAUAUUUCUAGGGAGAGGUCCACAGCUUUGAUAAGUUUUCCCUGGGGUUCAUGACACCCCAGAAGCUAGUGCUGCUGUCAGCACUGGGAGGAGCAGGUGGCCUGAAGGACUGUGACGUGCCCGGAGGGCAUCGAGAAGCCACUUGGCCCAGCUAAGAAGUGAGUCCAGGGCACUUCUGACUCCAGUGCCAAGCAGUGGCCCUAACCCAAGCCUAGCUUCUUCGCUUCACUGUGAUCUCAGUUUCCGCUUUUCCUAAAAUCAUGCACUUUUUUUUAAACUAGGUCUCUAAUGAGCUAUGUGUUAAAUGGAUAUAUAUAUAUUUUUUUGCAGCAGGCUGCACAGACACAACUCACUACUGUACGUUUGUAAAGCAUCUUAAUUUGUGUUCGCUAGACCUCUAGAAACAAAGGUGCUGUCAAUUGUGUCAAGAAGGAUAAAACUUUGCAGGGGGGUCCUAAUGCUGCUGUGAAGAUGAAACAAAAUGUAAAAGCUCUCUUCCCCAUGUAGCUGGCACAAAAACAUGUAUUUCUUUCCAAAAAUCCCUCUAGAUUCUACAGUCAGACAGAAGUCGAUGCAAAAUCACCACUGUUAAAAUUUGGGACUGUCAUUUCCCCAUGGCCGGUUUUUAAUUCCAACUCUUUUAAAUGAUAUGUUCCAGGACUAACAUAAAAUACCGUAGCAGGUACGCCAUUGCACUUGGGACCUCGUCGUGUCCUUCUAAUCAGGAAAUCACCAAGAUCACCUGUGCAUUGUCAGGAGCUGCCUCUUCCUGUGAUUUAUAGACUAGUACAGAGUAGGACAUCCUGAAGGCUUGAGAAACACGGCAACUGAUGACUUCUCUCAGUUUUAGGGUUGCAACAGGUUUAUAAGGCAUUUACAUUUUAGAAGCUCUGGCCAGUAGUUGUUAAGAUGUUGGCUCUAAUGGCAUUUUUAUGGACCCUUAUGUUGAGUCUGUGAACAGGAGGCAAUCACUCUGGACAGGCUUGUGACCCUGACUGAUCCAGGCAUCCUGGGGCAAUGGCAUCUUGUCCUUGCUCUUAGAGAACUUAGGGAAGAAAACAGAGUAAACAUUGCUGCCAUUUUCACAACUACGGAAAUCGAUCUGUGACCAAAUGAGGCAUCUUGGAAAUUAAAGGAGAGGGAAAGUUAACCUUUUCUACUGAUUUUGAAGUAUCAAGUACACCAAGUUGAUUGUGGAGAUUUAAUCCGCUGCUCCUGAGGCUGCUGGGAGAGAUUUCUCUUUCUCUUCUUGGUUCCCACAGCUCCUGGGAUUCAGCUUUGGAUUUGGCCCCGCCUCUGCAUGUAGGUCGCCUGAGGGCGUCUGUUCUUCGCUCAGACAGGACGGGGUUAAGGGAGCAGCUGAUUAGGGAGCUCUAGCUCACU
This is a messenger RNA of Eubalaena glacialis (North Atlantic right whale), 2580 nucleotides long. RefSeq names its product elongation factor-like GTPase 1. Gene Ontology annotation, biological process: cytosolic ribosome assembly. The transcript has 7 exons. Gene Ontology annotation, molecular function: GTP binding; GTPase activity; ribosome binding. The coding region runs from base 125 to 679 and encodes 184 amino acids. Lineage: Eukaryota; Metazoa; Chordata; Mammalia; Artiodactyla; Balaenidae. Gene Ontology annotation, cellular component: ribonucleoprotein complex; cytosol. The record is from RefSeq and is a predicted model, not a curated record.